AUGAAGCUACUAAGCAUAGUUGCUAUGAUUGCAUCCCAGGUUAUGGCGGUGUCGUACAUCCCUGAAAGUGUUUUUGAUAUGCAUUUCUCUGAAGCUCCGGGUGCUAUUGCUAUUGAAGUAAACCCGGCUACCACCAACACAACUAACUCCACUCCUAUCAUUGCCAACUUAACCUUUGUUAGUCGGACAACUGGUGAUACUUCCAUUGUGGAUAAUUACACAAUCUCUUCUGGCUCGGAAGAUCUAGGAGUAGCUACGCGUACUUUAACGGCACAUACGGGCUUCUCUGGUGCAGGUGGUCUGAUGCUUGGCACGCCUUACUUGGAGUGUCGCUUUGAGAUUAUUUUGGACAGUGGUGCUGAGCCUCCGGCAGGUAUGGAGUACCUUACUAUUGGCGAUGCCAAGAAAGCACCUUACUUGCUUACUUCAAUUCAACUUGACUGGCUCAAUGUUGCUCCUUCUUCUUCUGUGGAUGAGAUCAUUUCUAAUGACAAUGGCUUGGCCUGGCGAGUCUUCCCAGGAGUUAUGUUCUUCCCAGCCGAGACGCGAAUGGAUGUUGGCGGUAUCUUUGAAACGGAUAACCUUUUACGCCACCGCAUCUAUGUGCUGCCCAAUCCUAAGGCUGAAAUCAUCUUCUAUGCCACCAUUCCCUGUGGCAGUGGCUUAAUUUCGCCUUACGACCCGGAAAUUGUAAUUCAGCCCAGCACUCCCGGUUCAUCUGACAAUGGCGAUGACACCAAUGGUGGCGAUGAUGAAGGUGACGACGAGGAAGAAGAAGAAGAAGGUGAUGAUGAGGAAGGCGAUGAUGAGGAGCCUACUCCAAUGAUUGCAGGACCAAAAGUAGUAUCCCCACUUAAGGUGCGAGUUUAA
This is a messenger RNA of Nematocida homosporus, 870 nucleotides long. RefSeq lists its product as uncharacterized. The transcript has a single exon. The coding region runs from base 1 to 870 and encodes 289 amino acids. The record is from RefSeq and is a predicted model, not a curated record. Lineage: Eukaryota; Fungi; Microsporidia.